Molecule: messenger RNA, 3474 nt
Organism: Aspergillus affinis
Lineage: Eukaryota; Fungi; Ascomycota; Eurotiomycetes; Eurotiales; Aspergillaceae
Exons: 2
Coding region: 1-3474 (1157 amino acids)
Source: RefSeq, a predicted model, not a curated record
AUGUCUCCUCAGGAGAACAAACAGACCCGAGACCGCGACCCUCCUGCUCUCUUCGCUUCACUGAAUCCCCGCGUCAGCUUGCCCCAGAUGUCUUAUAUUCAAGGCAACGCGUUCGCGCAGAUGAAGGCCAAGGAGAGAGAGAGGCAGAGGCAGUUGGGUGAGAGUGCCAGUCCUAACCAAGAACAAACGCCGCGCCCAAGCACGGGCAGCGGCCGACGAUCAAAAGGCCUGGACUACGACCAGGAACUGGCCCUCCCAAUGCCAAAGCCGCGCCACCUGCCGCCAACUGAGGCCGAGUUGGCGGAGGUGGCAUCCAGCCAGAGACGGUCAUCGUCUACAUAUAGGGCGAGACUGACGAAGAAGCGCUCGGGGGAUCUGGCGCCAGAGAGCCCGACUGACUCAGGGAAGAAGUCCAAGGUCGCUUCGCUCCGGUCGAAGUUCAGUUUGAAGGACCUGGCCAGAGAGUUUCGGCGGGAGAACUCGUCCCCGCCUCCGGCGGUGCCUACUUUGCGAAAGUCUAGUAGCAGCGGCAUCUCGGCGGAGGGGGGUCUGAGGACACCACGGCUGGCGCAGUCACCUCCCUCUUUCGAGGAGGAGAGGCUGUACGUGCCGAAGGCACGUGGCGGAAAUACGGAGCAGCCGUCGUCGGCGCCGGCGGGCAAGUCGAGCUUCCACGAGUCGCUGGGCACGGACAGGGCGUCACAAAGCAGCAUGUAUUCGUCUCCUCCGGCGGCCAUGGCGAAGGGCGAAAAGAAGGCCGAGAAGUUCCGGCACGCGUUCAUCCACGAUGAACACAGCGAUGGCCUCACGAUGAGGCAGACGCAGACCGGCACGCGGCUAGAGACGCUGCUGCUCGAUGGAUCUUCUCCUCCAGCUCAUACGGGGGAACUGCGCAACGCUGGCCAUCCGGAGGUUGUCAUGCCAGGACAAAGAGUCUGCAGCAUGAAAGCAGAAGAAGGGCCAGUCACCCCGGUCAAAGCGACGGGGGGCCUUAUGCCCGCUGCAGAGAUUGUCUAUGAAUACUCGCCAUCCAUCUACGACGACAACACCGCAGAGGCCACGAACGCCCCAAAGGCCGGCCCCGUGGAGCAGAACAAGCCGGCGUCAGACAAACAGCAGAGGCAGCACCCAUUGAUCGUGUCCUCAGAUCAGGGCCGGAAGAAGAAGGCCCCACGCCGAGCACCGAGCCGGCAUGCCUUCGUGCCCUCGGGACCUCGACCUGCACAGACGCAGUAUGGACCAGGACAACACAACGCGCCCUUUGCCCCUCAGCUAGACUCUCAUCAGCUUGACUCACAAAUGCCUAUGGAUGAAGCGAGGUUCUUUACCGGCACCACUAGCCACGGAGGCUUCGCACCUCCUCCCCCUCAUCCCGGCUACCAGAACACGCCGACCCUGGAGCAGCAUGUCACGUCCCACGCCAACUCGAUCCACCACCACCUGGACACCGCGCUGGGAAAGCUGACCCGCAACACGGAGAACAACAUCAACUGGUCCACGGACCAGCUUAUCCGCCAGGUCGAGUCGGUGACCGAUGUAGCCCGGAUGCUGAACGCGCGUACCGUCAACCAGGCCGAUAUCAUCAGGGAGGCACAGCAGUCGAUCGAGUAUCUGCGAUGUCAGGUCAGUGAGCUGCAGCAUCAGUCGUUUCGGAUGGAGAACAAACUUGUGGAAUGUGUUCAAACAGAGCUGGCGCAGGUGAGAACUGACCUCAGAAAUCUGCCCAUCACCACGAGCAAAGCCCCCCACAACACCGCCGCGGGAUGGAGCUCCUCGCAAGGCGAGUCGCAGGGGGCAAGUCAGUACCUGGCAAAGGGGACCAAGGAGUACGAGAAGCGACAGAACAGCAAGAAGAAGGCUCGUGCGGCGACGGUUCCGAAGAGUGAGGGGGUGGUGAAAAGACCAGAGGAGGGCAAGAAGGUCGCAGCAGAACACAACAAGCAGGGUGAAUGUGUUGUGGCUACUAGUGCUGGCAGUCUGAACGAGACAGGCAAACGCGCCGAGCAGCAAGAACAAAAGUGUGCGGCUGGUGACCGCGGCGACCUGAGUGAACGUGGUGACAAUAACAACCUUCACUCUCACCCUUCGGAUCUUCUUCCUCCCACCACCUUCCACACCCCCUCUUUCCACAACGCUGAAGAACCAAACACUGCGAUUAAUCGAGAGAUCAGGCGAGCCAUCAAGAAUCCCCGGCAGGAGUCUUCUGGCAGUCCUGAGCCAAAGACAUCCAGACCAGCCAGUUCUACUCACAUUCCUCAACUCUCACCUGGUGAUAUCUUUGACGCCACCAAUAUGGUCUUUGGUUUCACUCGGUCCGACAAGGACAAGAAGGCCAAGAAGGCCGACAAGAUGUCCUCCAAGAAGGGCAGCAACUCCUCUAUGAAGCAGUCCGAGUCCGAGCCAAAGGACGUCAAGGCGAGUUCCGAUGAGGUCCUGUCCAAGCCCCAGGACAUCCUCGAGAAUGAAGGCAAGCCUAGCAUCGAACAGGCCAUCACUGACGAAAAGUCCGAGGUCAACGAUGAAAAGUCUGAGACCAAGAGCUUGAAGGCUGACUCCCAGGCUGACUCCCAGGCUGACUCCAAGGCUGACUCCAAGGCUGAAUCGAAGGACGACACCAAGGAUGUCAAGUCCACCCCAAACAAGAAAAAGAAGGGUGUGUUCAGCAGCUUCAAGCGGAACCGCGAUGGCAACAACCUGUCCUCGUCCUCCAGCGGUAUCUUCAGAACCCCUCAGCGCAACAAGGAUAAGGACACUGGUAUCAGCGCCAACGAGCCACUGAUCUCUCAGCCUAUCCCCAUCCCAAACCUGACUUCACGCUAUGACCUCUAUUGCCCCCUUCCUGGCAGCCCGGAGGCCAUCGCCAACCAGAACUCCACUGAGGGAGACCCUGUCUUCGUGCACCCUACACUGCGCACCCCACGCCAGAAGGCCAUCCUGGCUGAACGCGAGCGUCUCGAAGGCCUCGCUCGUCAGCAGUCCGCUGAAAACAUCCAGCUGCAGCCGUCUGGCGAGCCCUCUCAGGAUCAGCAGCACAUGCCCUUCGGUCCUAACCCUCUGUUGCCUCACCACAUUCCCGGCAUCUCAUACGGAGGUCCUAUUCAUGUCGGUCGCCCUCCUAUGCACCCACCUGUGACUUUUCGUCCCAUCUUGCCGGGCCGCCAGCAGCAACCUGCACCGUUCACCCACCCGAACCAGAACCCCCCUUCGUUCGGCCAGGCGCCUCGUGCAAUCGUCUCCCACUACUAUGGGGCACAUGGCGCCAACAACAGCUUGUUGACCAGCUCUCUCACUGGUGCUCCAAACGUCGUGAUGCCGCCUCGCUGGCAGCCAGGCAUGUCAUCCAUUGAUGACAUCUACAUGCGUCGUUGGUACCAGGAGAAUUGCGGCCAGGCGCCCCCCGAAACUGGCAAUCCCUAUGAGGCGAAUCAGUCCGGACAGGGCCAGGGCAAUUCGUCUCCCCAGGGCAACAAUUAA